Messenger RNA from Tetrahymena thermophila SB210, 1149 nucleotides. RefSeq lists its product as hypothetical. NCBI's taxonomy places the organism in Eukaryota, Ciliophora, Oligohymenophorea, Hymenostomatida, Tetrahymenidae. The record is from RefSeq and is a predicted model, not a curated record. The transcript has 14 exons.
AUGAUUUUAAAAAAAAGUAUCAAAAUUAAAUAAUUAUAAUAAUUAAUCCAAUCAUAAAAUUAAUAAAAAAUGAAAAAUAAAAUUGAAUUUUAUAGUGCAUAAGAAAUAAAUUAGAGCGACUUCUAAAAUCUGAUUGAUAUUUCAGUGUACAUUCUGAAUAGUAAAGGUAUAUCGUCACUUAUUAAUAGCUUAAAACUGUGUUCUAAAUUGAUGAUUUUAGAAUUAAGCUUAAACAAUUGCAUUAUUGAAGAAAAGUAGUCAGAAAAAUUAGGAUUAGCUUUAACAAAAAUGGAAAAUCUUAAGUUUCUUACUUUAUUAUUUUGUUUUAGCGAAUUUAAUGAUUUCUCCUUUAUUGCCUUAGCAAAAGAACUUUUACAUAAGAAGAAUUUAAAUUCUCUUAAGUUAUAAUUGAGUAACACUUUAAUAACAAACUAAAGUAUGUCUUAUCUUAGAUUAAACUUGCACUAAUUUAGCGAUUUAAAAGACUUAGAAUUAAAUAUAAGUAAAACUUAAGUAAAAGAAUUAGAUUUUUCUGGUUUAAUAGAAGGAAUUAUAAAUUUAAGUUUAGAAUCAUUUAGUCUUAAUACAGAAUCAACAUCAAUGAUAGCUGAAAUUGAAAAUAAAAUGGAUUAGGGUAUAAGUUAUCCUGUUUUUACAUCUUUAGUCAAACUAAAAUUUGAAUUUGAAUAAACAAAAUUAGCUAAAGAGACAUUUGAAAGCAUUUGCAAUUUUAUUAGAUUAGCUAAAAAUUUAAAAGAUUUGUAUUUAAAUUUAAUUAAUAAUUAGAUCGAUAGUCUACAUUUGUUUUGCUUAACUGAGUCAGUAGAUCAAAAAUAAGAUUUACAUUCAUUAAGUCUUUUGUUGAACAAAAAUAAACUAAAGGGGCAAGACUUUUUCAGAUUAUUCAUAGAAUUAGGAAAGUGUUAGUGCUUAAAAAAUUUUAAUAUUUCAUUACUUGAGAAUCAAAUAAGUGUUUAAGAAGAGAUGCAAAUAGUAGAAAAUCUUAGAAAUAGCUUAAAUUUAAAUAUGUUGAUUCUAAAUAUAAGAGAAUAUUCUAUUGAUAAUGAAGAUCACAUUUAGAAUAGUUUGCUAAGAAAUCAUUUGCGAAAAAUAAGAAAUUUAGUCAAAUUUAAUUAUAACUUUUAUUGA